Messenger RNA from Scomber scombrus (Atlantic mackerel), 2243 nucleotides. It is a transcript of the gene rab5b, whose product is annotated as RAB5B, member RAS oncogene family. Lineage: Eukaryota; Metazoa; Chordata; Actinopteri; Scombriformes; Scombridae. Gene Ontology annotation, molecular function: GTP binding; GTPase activity. The transcript is spliced from 5 exons. The coding region runs from base 1013 to 1666 and encodes 217 amino acids. The record is from RefSeq and is a predicted model, not a curated record.
UUGUCAACAGUCAGGCUAAACGCCUCAGAUACCUGCGCUGCUGACACGUCCAUUUCAACGGUAAAUGUUUUUCUGUUUCUCUCUCAGUAGCCCCACACUAUUCAGAUGACCAAGUAAUACUUUUAUUGUGAACUGGGCAUCGGAAAUAUAAAGCUUUGAUUCAGUUUAGUCUCUGGAGUGAUCGGCGCGGUGUCCCGUUAGCACAGAAACGCACGAUAAGGGGUGAUGAUCUGAUAACAUUAGUGUGGGAGUAACGUCAAUUGUGUCACAGUGCAGGAAUGCGGUGAAAUUGCGAUUUCCCUCUGUCAAGUCACAUCAUAACAUGACGGUGAGGUUUGAGUUCUGUUUCAAUGACUAAUUUGCUGCAGUGAUGGAUGUUCAGCAUUGUUGUCUGUGAGAAGGUGCAGCGUCCCUGUUAAACUCUACUGUCACAGCUGGGAAUUGGACGGUAUUUUCAGCUCAAACUCCUUGAACACAGUCGACAUUCAAGGCUGGUAGAUGUAAAGCAAUGCAGUGGUAAUGCAAACCUGUGUCCUACUAUUUACUGGUUUCAUGGUAAGAACCCUCCCUCCUGUUCUUUGUUAAAUUCCAGUCUACAGAUAUUAUUGAUCUGCUGGAAGAAGGUUUUGUUGCAUUGAGAAAUAAAUAAAAGUGUGUAUGAGGUAAGAACACAGUCGACAUUCAGGCCUGUUAAAUGAAAAGCACUGCAAUUCCAACACAGACCUGAGACUUGACAUUUGUUGAUGUCAUGUCAGAUCUCCAGCUUCCUUACUAAACCCAUCUUUAGAGAGGAACUGUGUCUAUGUGUGUGAGGUCAGGUAUAAUUUUGCAGCAAAACCAAACCUCUCACUUCUCGAUGCAGACAAAACAAGAAGAGAAGAGCGGCGAAGACGUCAUCAGUGAGACUUGACUACACUCCUGGAGGCAGCUCAAGUGAGUGAUAUCCCAGAAUUACCUGUCUCCACUCCAGGGAGGAGGCCCAGCCCCCCUGCUGUCUCCUACGAAGGUCAGUAUGAGCUCCAGAGGGAGUGGUGGCCGCUCCAACGGCACACUACCACAGACCAAGAUCUGCCAGUUCAAGUUGGUGCUGCUGGGUGACAUGGCCGUGGGCAAGUCCAGCCUGGUGCUGCGUUUCGUCAAGGGACAAUUUGAUGAGUUUCAAGAGACAACCAUUGGAGCUGCAUUCCUGGCCCAGUCAGUGUGUCUAGAUGAUACUACAGUGAAGUUUGAGAUCUGGGACACUGCAGGACAAGAGCGAUAUCAUAGUCUGGCCCCCAUGUACUACCGCGGGGCUCAGGCUGCUAUCGUGGUCUUCGACAUCACUAAACCGGAGACUUUUGAGAGAGCCAAGGCCUGGGUGAAGGAGCUGCAGAGGCAGGCCAGUCCUAACAUUGUUAUAGCUCUGGCUGGGAACAAGGCUGACCUGGCAGAGAAGAGACUAGUGGAGUAUGAGGAAGCCCAGACAUAUGCUGAAGACACCGGUUUGCUGUUUAUGGAGACCUCUGCAAAGACAGCCAUGAACGUCAAUGAGCUCUUCCUGGCUAUUGCAAAAAAGAUGCCAAAAACAGACACCCAAAACCCUACACAUGCAGCAAGACACCGGGGAGUUAACCUCCAGGACCCAGAUGCCCACUCAAACCGAGCCUGCUGUGGUGGUGGGAACUAGACCUGGACGACCUCCCCCCACCAACACCACCAGUAUUCCACCAUCAACACCACCACAGCCCUUCAACCAUCCUGUCUCCUUCAACCAACUUACAGUGGGUGGGCUUGAUGUGGGGAAACCCAGUAUCCACUCACCACCUCACCCUCCAUUCAUCCUCCUGUUUGAUCAGACGGAAAUACAGUGACGGGAACCCAAAGGAGAGAAUAAGAGGAAGGAAAGAGCAGACAGAGAUGGAGGAGAGAGAGAAAUGUGAUGUUUCACAUCUACGUCUUGUGACCACGAACUGAGAUUCUGCAUUUGGAAAUCACAAGGAGAGGUAUAGUGAAGAAGACUGAGUCGGUGGGAGAAGGCAAAUAAAGAAUGUGGAGGACAGUGGCAAGUCUUUUUUUUGUAGUAUUUAGCACUAAUUGUGAAUUUUCUUUUUGUCAGUUCUGCCUUGCAUCAUUUUAGUCACAGCUGUUUGAUUGCGUAAACUUGUACAAUAAUGAGCAGCACAUGUUGGUGAGUGGCCAAGAAAGGAAGGGAGGGAAAAAGAAAAAAAAGGGCCGAUACGCAAAAAAUAAAGAAGCCAAAUGUU